Staurois parvus is the source of this 801-nucleotide messenger RNA. The record is from the annotation of a GenBank genome assembly. NCBI's taxonomy places the organism in Eukaryota, Metazoa, Chordata, Amphibia, Anura, Ranidae.
AUGUUAACAAUAAUGAUCACAUUCUCCACUGCCCCGUUGACUUUAUUGGUCACAUUCUUUCUGUGUGCUCACUUUAACCUCUGGCUUUCAAAUGCUAUCUUGGAAAACAAGACUUAUAAAAAGCCCAACAUCAUCAUCAUUUUAGCAGAUGACAUGGGAUGGGGAGAUCUUGGUGCAAAUAAUGCCACAGAGACAGCAACAACUCCAAACCUAGAGAAAAUGGCUUCAAAGGGAUUAAGAUUAGUGGAUUUCCAUUCUGGAGCUUCCACCUGCUCACCAUCCCGGGCCUCACUACUCACUGGAAGGCUGGGAAUCCGUAACGGAGUUACACACAACUUUGCCGUAACCUCCUGUGGUGGUCUUCCCCUGAAUGAGACAACACUGGCAGAUGUCCUAAAGGAAUCUGGUUAUUACACCGGUCUCAUUGGUAAAUGGCAUUUAGGUCACCAUGGGCCCUAUCAUCCAAACUCACGGGGCUUUCACUUCUACUAUGGAAUCCCAUACAGUAACGACAUGGGCUGCUCAGACACAGCCGGGUACAACCUUCCACCCUGCCCACCUUGUCCUUGGAGCCUGCAAGAGACACGAUACAGGUCUGUGGGUGGAUGUAACACAAAGCUGGGAUUACCACUGAUGGAAAACUCUCGGAUUUUGGAUCAGCCGGUGGAUUUAAACAGCUUGGCCAGCAGAUAUGCAGACAGGGCCACGGAGUUCAUCAGAGAUGCCAAGUCAGUGAUUACUGCAUUACUAGCAAAUACAGAGCAAAUGCGGGGUCCGGGGGGAGAGCGGAUACAGCGAAUG